AUGGCUGAUCCCGAACCCGGGUACUCGUCUGCCCAAGCCACGGGUAGCACGAAUGAAUCCACGCCCCUCCUCCCCUCUGACCGCCAAUUCAUCUCCGCGCUUCAUCAAUCGCAGGACUUCAUAGCCUGCCACAUUGUCAAAGUCCACGGAGAGGACAGCGCGGUGUGGAAACUCCGACAUUCGUUGCAACGCUGGUUGUCGUCCAAAUGGGGUCACUACUUCGUGAUUCUGCUGGUCUCGGCCGAUAUAUGCUGUAUCUUUGCAGAUUUCCUCAUCAGUCUGCACAUAUGUGAGCAUGCGGGCGAGAAAGGCUUCAACCUCAAGGCGUGGGAGCGGGCCAACGAGGCGCUCGAUUACGCAAGUCUGGCCUUUUCAUGUCUGUUCAUGGCUGAAUUGUUGGGCAGUGUCUUUGCAUUUGGGUUCAGGUAUUUCAACAACUCGUUCCACAUCUUCGAUGCCCUCGUCAUCAUCACCGCCUUCAUCAUCGACGUCCUUCUGCGCGGCCCCUUGGAAGAAGCCGGCUCCCUGGUCGUCAUCCUGCGGCUGUGGCGAGUCUUUAAAAUCAUCGAGGAAUUCUCCUCGGGGGCCGAAGAUCAGAUUGCAGAAUUGCAGGACAAGAUUGACGAGCUAGAGCGAGCGAGAGAGGACGUCGUGAAAGAGAACCAGCAGCUCAGGCACAGGUUGCGGAGCGGGCAUGAAGAUGCCGAUGGGCUUACACCUGAUGGUGACGGCUAG
Molecule: messenger RNA, 735 nt
Organism: Fonsecaea erecta
Lineage: Eukaryota; Fungi; Ascomycota; Eurotiomycetes; Chaetothyriales; Herpotrichiellaceae
Exons: 2
Coding region: 1-735 (244 amino acids)
Biological process (GO): proton transmembrane transport
Cellular component (GO): plasma membrane
Molecular function (GO): voltage-gated proton channel activity
Source: RefSeq, a predicted model, not a curated record